AUGGCUGGAAAGACCCACCCUGUGCCAGGAGGGUGGACAGAGAGCUUCAGCCAGAGGUCGGAGCUGGUAGUCCAUGAGCAGCUUCAUGAUGGGGAGAAGCCCUACAAGUGCUUGGAGUGUGGGAAGAGCUUCAGCAAGAGCAGCACCCUGAUCCACACUGGGGAAUGGGCCUAUGAGUGUGGGGAGUGUGGGAAGGGCUUCAGCUACAGAUCCACCCUUGUGACCCACCAACGCAUCCACACUGGGGAGAGGCCCUAUGAGUGUGCCCAGUGUGGGAAGAGGUUUCAGAGCAGCUCCAACCUCCUCCAGCAUGAGCGGAUUCACACAGAGGAGAGGCCCUUUCGCUGCCCCGACUGCAGGAAGGGCUUCAAGCGCAACUCCCACCUUGUCAGGCACCGGUGCAUCCACACUGGGGAGCGGCCCUACAAGUGCCCCCAGUGUGGGAAGAGGUUUCAGACCAGUUCCCAUCUCCUCCUGCAUGAGCGGAUCCACACCGAGGAAAAGCCUUUCUGCUGCCCCGACUGCGGGAAGGGCUUCAAGCAAAACUCAAACCUCGUCAGGCACCAGCACAUCCACACCAGGGAGAGGCCCUACGAGUGUCCCCAGUGUGGGAAGAGCUUCACCCAGAGCUCUCACUUGACCAGACACCAACGGAGCCACCGAAUUUCCCAUUCCCAAACCCACUGCCAGAUGGAGAAGGCUGCAAGGAAGAGGAAGAUGUCCCGAGACACUCAGGCAGACAACAAGCUGAGAAUAGAGACCAGGGAGGACAAAUCCCCAUGGCAGAACCUCGUGGAAGAGGCAGAUUUGAGUGGCUCCAUGGCACAGGAAUCUAACAAAGAGGAAAAUUCCCUGAGAUCCUGCAGGAGGAAGGGCUUCAAACCCAGCCCAGGGUGCUCUGAGAAGGAAAGACACACCCUGUGCCAGGAAGGUGGACAGAGCUUCAGGCAGGGCUUGGAGAUGCUGGUCCAUGAGCAGCGUCCUGAUGGGGAGAAGCCCUACAAGUGCCUGGAGUGUGGGAAGAGCUUCAGGCAGAACAACAUCCUGAUCCGCCACCAGAUGAUCCACACUGGAGAGAGGCCCUAUGAGUGUCCUGAGUGUGGGAAGAGGUUUCACACCAGCUCCAAUCUCCUCCGCCACCAGCGGAUUCACACAGAUGAGAGGCCCUUCCACUGCCCUGACUGCAGGAAGGGCUUCAAGCAAAACUGCAACCUCGUCACCCACUGGCGUAUCAAUACCAGGGAGAGGCCCUACGAGAGUCCCCAGAGUGGGAAGAGCUUCAGCCAGAGCUCUCAUUUGACCAAACACCAACAGAGUCACCAGUAAGGGAAAACAUGCAAAUGUCCCAACUGCAGGAAGAACUUUGUGCACUGCCCCAGCUUCAUCCCACAUGGGUGAACCCAUGUUGGGAAGAGCCCUGGUGAUCCGUGUUCAUGUGAUCCAUGCUGGGAAGACACCUGUCCCUCCUCCUGCCCCUGCCAAUGACAUGAUGGGACACCAAAGAUCAUGAGGGUCUGGCCAGGGCUGUGUCAUUACAUUCUCUCCCACCUCAGGUCAUUCCAUGGGCAGGAAAGGGAAUUUCCCUCUCCCUUGAAGAGGAGGGUGUCCUUUCCAGGCAAGAGGAAAUACAUGGCCAGGUAGAGCCAGUUGUUGUUGUUGUAGUUUUCCCCAUGAAUACUUUUUCUUAUCCCUUCUGUUAUCAAUAUUGUUUCUGUUUCUUCUUUAUCUCGUUGCUGUUCCAAAUAAAUUGUUCUUACACCAUC
This is a messenger RNA of Passer domesticus (house sparrow), 1763 nucleotides long. Its product is annotated as zinc finger protein 420-like. NCBI's taxonomy places the organism in Eukaryota, Metazoa, Chordata, Aves, Passeriformes, Passeridae. Gene Ontology annotation, biological process: regulation of transcription by RNA polymerase II. Gene Ontology annotation, molecular function: RNA polymerase II cis-regulatory region sequence-specific DNA binding; DNA-binding transcription factor activity, RNA polymerase II-specific. The transcript has 4 exons. The coding region runs from base 1 to 1326 and encodes 441 amino acids. The record is from RefSeq and is a predicted model, not a curated record.